AUGUCUGUCAACGCCGGUCCCGUCCCUCGGUCCGCCCCGAUCAUGCUCACGAGCUCCUCCGUGCCCACCCCCGAUCCAUCACUCUGGGACCGGAUAUCAACAUGGGCAUCAGAACACAAGGCUGUGGUCUACACAAUAGCAGGUGUGACUGUGGUAGCGACCGCUGCGGGCGCCAUAUACUACUUCUCGGACUCGGGCAAAGCUACGCAGGAGCCAGCGGGGGGUGCGGCGGCGUCGAAGAAGAAGAGCAAGAAGGACAGGCGGAAAGCUAAGAAGGAGGCCGAAGAAGCGGCAAAGAAGGAGCCGGAGCCGCAGCCUGAGCCGAAGAAAGCUACCGUCACGGCUGAGAGCGAAGAUGAGCUUCCCCAGGUGGACGAGAGCAUCGUUGCCAGCUUGUCAGAGCAGGAGCGGAAGGAUUAUGCGGCAAAGCUCAAGGCGGCGGGCAACAAGGCCUAUGGCUCGAAGGACUACAACAAGGCGAUUGAGCUGUACGGCAAGGCUAUCCUAUGCAAACAGGAUCCGGUCUUCUACUCUAACCGCGCCGCUUGCUGGAAUGCCAUGUCCAACUGGGACAAGGUCAUCGAAGACACAACUGCCGCCAUCAAUCUGGAUAACGAGUACGUGAAGGCUCUCAACCGGAGGGCAAACGCAUACGAGCAGGUGGAGAGGUACAGCGAGGCGCUUCUAGACUACACGGCCAGUUGCAUAAUCGAUGCCUUCCGCAACGAAUCAAGCGCACAGAGCGUGGAGCGGCUGCUGAAGAAGGUGGCAGAGGCUAAGGGCAAAGCUAUCCUGGCUGGCAAGGAGAAGAAGCUACCCAGCCCAACAUUCGUUACGAACUACCUGCAGAGCUUCCGACCCAAGCCCCCACCAGCAGGUUUGGAAGAGGACGCGGAGCUCGAUGAGGAGUCAGGCAAGGGUCAGCUGAAAAAGGGUCUCAUCGCUAUGAGCAGGAAGUCUGGCGACGGGUAUAAUGAAGCGGCAGAGGCAUUCGAGAAAGCAAUUGAGCUUGAUGACCUCGGCGAGCACGAGGCCUUCGCGUACAACAUGCGCGGAACGUUUAGAUAUCUCAAGGGCGACAACCAGGAAGCGCUGGAUGACCUGACUAAGAGCGUGGAGCUACAACCUUCGCUAACACAGAGCUUCAUCAAGCGGGCAAGCAUGCAUCUGGAGCAAGGCAAGUACCAACCGACACCUACCGACCACCGCUUCUAA
Coniosporium apollinis CBS 100218 is the source of this 1215-nucleotide messenger RNA. RefSeq lists its product as uncharacterized. The transcript has a single exon. Gene Ontology annotation, molecular function: protein binding. NCBI's taxonomy places the organism in Eukaryota, Fungi, Ascomycota, Dothideomycetes. The record is from RefSeq and is a predicted model, not a curated record. The coding region runs from base 1 to 1215 and encodes 404 amino acids.